Messenger RNA from Hyla sarda, 1714 nucleotides. RefSeq names its product keratin, type I cytoskeletal 19-like. NCBI's taxonomy places the organism in Eukaryota, Metazoa, Chordata, Amphibia, Anura, Hylidae. The coding region runs from base 341 to 1648 and encodes 435 amino acids. The record is from RefSeq and is a predicted model, not a curated record. Gene Ontology annotation, molecular function: structural molecule activity. The transcript has 10 exons.
UUUUCCUCUGCACAGGUUUUGAUAAAUCUCCCCCAUAGAGUCCAAAGGUAUUGGAUUGAUCCUGACAAUUGACACAAAUUUCCAUUCUAAACAUUGAACAAUGAAAGACGUGGCCUAUGGCGGGAAAGCACCAAGCAGAAUUUAUGUAAGUCAAGUUCUGAAGGUCAUUUGUUCAGCUUCUGAAGAUCUGUAGAUACAUUACAAGCAGUCGAGCUGUGCUUUUACGGAGGAGGUGGAGCUGAAGUUCUUGGAUAUAAGGAUUUCUACACAUAGGAACUCUAUUCCAGUUGUCAGUCACUUCUCCAGUCCAUACGCCUUAGCCAGAAACCCAAACCUCACCAUGUCCUACAACAAAGUCAUCUACACAAGAUCGGGUUCUGUAGACAGAAGCCCAGCAUUUUCUGCCGCAAGCUUUACCAGAUCAGUGCCCGUCAAAUAUGCCGGAAGCGUUUACGGUGGGGCUGGUGGAUAUGGAACCAAAAUCUCAACUGCUUCAGGCUUUGGUGGUUCCUAUGGCAGCAGCUUCCAGAUUACGACCAACAGCGAUGUCCUACUGGCUGGAAAUGAGAAGGAGACGAUGCAGAACCUGAACGAUCGUCUGGCUACUUACCUGGAUAAAGUACGGUCCCUGGAGCAGGCUAAUGGAGAGUUAGAGCUGAGGAUCAAGGAGUGGUACGGCAAAAACUCCGGCAUUGUGUCUGCCGACUAUCAAAAAUAUUACCAAGCAAUUGAACUGCUGAAACAACAGAUACUGGAUGCCACAUUGGACAAUGCUCGAAUUCUGUUGCAGAUAGACAAUGCUAAACUGGCAGCCGAUGACUUCAGACUCAAGUAUGAAACUGAGCAAUCUCUGAGAUACGGUGUGGAAAAAGACAUAAUGGGACUUCGUAAAGUUAUCGAUGACCUCAGUUUGACCAGAGGAGACCUAGAGCAUCAAAUUGAGUCCCUGCAGGAAGAGCUGGCCUACCUCAAGAAGAACCAUGAAGAAGAGGUUGGUGUUCUCCGCAAGCAAGUUGGUGGAACAGUCAACGUUGAAAUGGAUGCAGCUCCUCCUGUGGAUCUGGCAAAACUAUUGGCUGACAUGCGAAUCCAAUGUGAAAGUGUAGUGGAAAAGAUAAGGCAAGAGGCAAAGGAACAUUACGAAACCCAGGUAGAAACUAUAAGUGUUCAGAUAGGAAGCAAUACGACUGAGCUGGAGAAAUCCAAGAUCACAAUCACAGAGUUACAACGCAGCGUACAGGGUCUGGAAAUCGAGCUGCAAUCGGAACUGAGCAAGAAAAAUGCUUUAAAUGCCACACUUGAAAACAUCAAUGCCCAGUAUGCUGCCAAGCUGAACCAGAUACAGGGAUUGAUAAGUAGUAUUGAAGGUCAGUUACUACAGAUCCGGACAGACAUGGGACGCCAGUCUCAGGAGUAUGAGCUGCUCCUGAACAUCAAGAUCCGCCUGGAAAUAGAGAUAGCCACUUACCGCCGUCUGCUGGAAGGCGAGGAAAGUCCCACUUUGACUUUGGAUGAAGAAGAGAAGUUAAGAGAACUUAAUAGAAGCCGAAAGAUAAAGACCAUUGUGGAAGAGGUGAUUGAUGGAAAAGUGGUGGCCACUGAAAUUAAGGAGGUCGAGGAGAAACUACCAAGUAUACUUCAAAAAUAACAAAAAUAGUCAUAAGCUCUUCCUUAUUAUGUCGUGACUUGUGGAAGAUUUCCAAUAAACAUAUUA